UCUGAGAAGCUCCCGGCUCAGUGAGAAGGGAGGGAUUUUCAUCUUGUGGGAACUGUGGCCACAUCCUGCUGGAGAGCAUCUCAGACCGUUCUGGUGCCUCAGCACCAUGGGAAGCAGGUGCCUGCCCCUGCUCUCAGUUCUGAGUGUCCUGCUAGCUCUGUCAGGAUCAGAAACGAAGAAUUCUGGAGCUGUCUCUCCAUGCCCUGAAAAUGCCAGCUACAUCAAUGGUACCCACUGUGCUUGUAAAGAUGGGUAUCAGUCAAAGUCUAGGAGGAAGUACUUCACUGAUCCUUAUGAGAAAUGUGAAGAUAUUGAUGAGUGUAAGACUGGGCUGGCAAAGUGCAAGCAGACAUCAUAUUGCAAAAAUGAAAUUGGAAGUUACUACUGUAGCUGUGUCCCAAAUUAUCGUUAUUUCAACUGGGUGGCUGGAAUCAUUAAGUUGAAUCACGCAGACUGUUACGAAAACAAUGGUGAGAAACCACAGUCAUCACAGACCUUUUGGACAAUUCUAAAUAUCAAUGGAAGCAAAGAGUCCAUUGCCAAAAAGGCUACUCAACUACUUCAAAGCACAGAAUUGGCCAUAUGGAAUGAGAGCUCCGCUUCUCCAGGAAAGUAUGAAGAUCCUGUGCUUGAUAUAGUUUAUGAAACCAAGAGAUGCAAUGAGACAAGUGAGAAGGCUCUUCUGGAAGCUGGAAAUAAUACAAUGAAUUUUGACUGCACUGAUGCUUUCAAAGGAACCACAAGAGAGAGUUCAGUUGCAUUUAUCACUUACCGGUCUCUUGGGGAUAUUCUGAAUGGAUCCUUUUUCAGUGACAGAAAAGGAAUACUGGACAUAAAACUGAACUCUCAUGUUGUGAGUGGCACCAUUGGUAUAACGGAAAAAGUUAGUCUGUCUAAACCUGUGUUCUUGACCUUCAAACAUACUCAGCCUGGUGGUACGAGAACAAAAAAUUUGUGUGUAUACUGGGAAGGAUCAGAGGAGGGAGGCAGAUGGUCGACGAAAGGCUGCACUCAUGUGGGCAGCAAUGAUUCUUACACCACAUGCAAGUGCACCCACCUUUCCAGCUUUGCUAUCCUCGUGGCUCUUGCUCCUAAGGUGGAUCCCAUUCUGACUGUGAUCACCUACGUGGGACUGAGCCUGUCUCUGCUGUGUCUUCUCCUGGCAUCCCUCACCUUCAUCCUGUGCCGACCCAUCCACAACACCAGCACCUCCCUCCAUCUGCAGCUAUGCAUCUGCCUCUUCCUGGCCCACUUCCUCUUCCUCACAGGGAUUGAUCAAACUGAGCCUGAGGUUCUGUGCUCCAUCAUUGCAGGGGUAUUGCAUUAUCUCUACCUGGCCUCCUUUACCUGGAUGUUCUUGGAAGGGCUGCACCUCUUCCUCACGGUCAGGAACCUCAAGGUGGCCAACUACACCACCACAGGCAGAUUCAAGAAGAAGUUCAUGUACCCUGUAGGCUACGGGAUUCCAGCUCUGAUUGUGGCUGUAUCUGCAAUAGUAGGACACGGAAAUUAUGGAACAUAUACUCACUGCUGGCUCAAGCUUGAUAAAGGGUUCAUCUGGAGCUUCAUAGGGCCAGUGGCCAUCAUUGUCUUGAUAAACUUGGUGUUCUACUUCCAAAUUCUGUGGAUUUUGAGAAGCAAACUUUCCUCCCUCAAUAAAGAAGUUUCCACCAUUCAGGAUACCAGAGUCAUGACAUUUAAAGCCAUUGCUCAGCUGUUUAUCCUGGGCUGUUCUUGGGGCCUUGGUCUUUUUAUGGUUGAUGAAGUUGGGAAGACAAUUGGAUCAGUCAUUGCCUACAUGUUCACCAUUAUCAAUGUCCUGCAGGGGGUUUUGCUCUUUGUGGUACACUGUCUCCUCAAUCAGCAGGUGAAAAUGGAAUACAAGAAAUGGUUUAGUCACUUCAGUGGGGUGCAGAAAGAGGAUGGAACUGGAAGCACUGAGGUCUCUCCCUCUACUGUCCACACCAGAGUGGAAGAACCAGGAAAGUCAUCAGAAUUCAUUCACAGAAGAGACACUGUGCCGGUCCAGUCACAACCUGGGACUCAUGCUGUCACUGUUUAUUGUCAAAGAACAGAAAACUGAGCUGCUUAUGGGUGGCACCCCUCUGUGGACACAUAUGGAUCGAACAAAUACCAUCAUCUGUAUCUUUCCUGUAAAAAUGAGUCCUGUCAUCCUCCCCUGUGUUGGCUUCCACUGCUACAGACAGAAUGGGGCACACGGGAGAAUAUUUAGACUGGAGUCCAGAACCGCAUGCUAUGCUCAAGGAAUUCUUCUUCUUUUUUAAAAUCUUCACAUUAAGCCAGAAGCAGCAGAUACGACUCCUUUUUUUAAAACCGUUUUUUAUUUUUUAAAUUUAUUUAUUUUUAUUAUUUUUGCUUAACCCCUCACCCUUUCACCCAGCCUUGCAACCCCCAAUAUGACCCCUCUUUAGUCAGUUGUUACCGUGGAGAACUGUUGACGGAGUGUUCAGCUUCUCAGCUUUUUCCAUAUCCUUCUCCCUCCACUCUCUCUCCACAUUGUCUCUAUAAUUAAACGUAGAUCUCAAAGGAUCCUUUUUAAUGAUGAGGGAAAUAUGUGGAUGUUCUCCUUCCAGCGGUUGCCACGUUGCACGAGACUACUGGCUGGCACCAGGGUUCAGCUCACGAUCCCUCUGUGGAUGCUCUGCUACAUUUCAUGCUUCCAAAGAUCUUACAUCACUCAACACAUACAUAAUUCAAUAAUUCCAUAUGAAUAAAUAUUAAAAAGGGGGUUGCAAUCUUGGAAUGCAAAAACACACCCCACCCCUGGUUCAUGCGGCAUUGUCACUGGAAAGGUGCUUGUGGCCAGGUCAUAGGACUUUCCCGUUUUCUUUCCCUGAUGACCAUUUUGAACCCCUCCUGGUUAUAUUAGGAGAAAGGUAUCAGGGCAGGAGGAAUAGGGAAAUUGAGGCAGGAAUUUAAACAAAGCCAUAAAGCUUUGUAGACUGCUUGUAGCAGGGCCUUAUCUUUUUUAUUUAAGAAUUUUUUUUUUCUUUCUUUAUUGAUUUUAGAGAGAGAGGAAGGGAGAGGGAGA
Messenger RNA from Molossus molossus (Pallas's mastiff bat), 3052 nucleotides. Its product is annotated as adhesion G protein-coupled receptor E4-like. Gene Ontology annotation, biological process: cell surface receptor signaling pathway; adenylate cyclase-activating G protein-coupled receptor signaling pathway. NCBI's taxonomy places the organism in Eukaryota, Metazoa, Chordata, Mammalia, Chiroptera, Molossidae. Gene Ontology annotation, cellular component: membrane. Gene Ontology annotation, molecular function: calcium ion binding; G protein-coupled receptor activity. The transcript is spliced from 17 exons. The coding region runs from base 107 to 2083 and encodes 658 amino acids. The record is from RefSeq and is a predicted model, not a curated record.